Molecule: messenger RNA, 837 nt
Organism: Chara braunii
Lineage: Eukaryota; Viridiplantae; Streptophyta; Charophyceae; Charales; Characeae
Source: the annotation of a GenBank genome assembly
CCGCAGAGAUCGCGAGCUGUUUGUGCGAGCAAGGAGGCUAGAUGAUUACCCCCGAAGCCCUCGCUAUGAGGCCGAUCGGGGUAGAGGCGACUCCCGCGGCCGAUGGGAGAGGGACGACAGAUACGAGAGGUCGGGUUGAGAUGGCUACAGAGGAAGUAGAUAUGAGAGAGGAGAUCGGGACUGGGAACGACAAGAUGGGUCACGCGGACGGUUUGAGCGCGGGGGAGAUGCAAGAGAGCAGCGCGACGAGACGCGAGGAUGGUACAACCGAGGGGACCGACGCGAUGAGUUACGAGGACGCUAUGACUCGGGGGACCGCCGGAAUGACUCGCGAGGGCAGUAUGAGCAAGGAGGGUAUGGAGGAGACCGGCGCAACGAUUCGCGCAGUCGGAAUGAGAGAGGGGGAUAUGGUGAACUCAUGCGUCUACUGUAGAGGAGAAGAUCAUAUCAAUAGGGAUUGCCCGGACCUCAAACAGGCAAUAGAUGAGGGACUUGUCGUACUUGACGACCGCAAGUACGUCAAGUGGGUAGAUGAUCUGGGAGAUGUAUCAAUGUUUCCUUCGAUGAAGGAGAACGUCGAAGCAAGGAGAAUAAAGACGAGUAAAGGAAUGGAGCCGGUCAAGAGCCAGAGCAUCAAGAUAAUCUUUGAGGGGGAUAUCGCGACCACACCCAUAAGGGUGGCAACCACCAAGUCAGCAAGAGGGUCUACAUCGAAGAAGACUGACACGGAUUAUGUGAUGACGGAGAAGGACGGGCAGCGGGUCGAUGGAUAGGAGGUUAUCCUUUCGCCAGGAUAGAGGGGAGAGAAGAAGUUCUUAAUGAAGAGUUCGUUGGACG